Molecule: messenger RNA, 1393 nt
Organism: Punica granatum (pomegranate)
Lineage: Eukaryota; Viridiplantae; Streptophyta; Magnoliopsida; Myrtales; Lythraceae
Source: RefSeq, a predicted model, not a curated record
CGAAAGAGUUUGGUAGCAGCCCUAUCGACACACAUAAUAUGUAAAUAUUUUAAAUUGCAAUACCAAGUUUAUAUCAACUACUAUAUAAGCUUGAUACAGCCCUCGCAAACUCUACAAGCAAGUCCAGUCCAUAAUAAUAAUUCUCAAUUCGGAGAGAUGGCAGCUACUGAUGCCGCUCCGUCGACUUAUGACCGAACCAAGGCGAUCAAGGAGUUCGAUGAAUCAAAGAUGGGGGUGAAGGGCCUCUCGGAAUCCGGAAUCACUUCGAUCCCUGAAUUCUUCAUCCACCCUCCACAAACCCUCUCUGACCUCAGGUCUUCUUCUCGAUCCUCCCCUGGUGCCGUACCAGUCAUCGACAUCUCGGGCAUCAACUCCAUAGCUGACAGGCCAAACAUCGUCAGGCAGGUCCGGGAUGCAGCCAAGAGCUGGGGCUUCUUCCAGGUGGUCAACCAUGGCGUGCCGGCCCCAGUCCUGGACGAUACCAUAAACGCCAUCAGGGGAUUCCAUGAGCAGCCGCACGAAAACAAGGCAAAGUACUACAAACGUCAGGAGGGGCAAGGAGUGAUGUUUGCGAGCAACAACGACCUCUACCGUACUGAAGCUGCGAGCUGGCACGACUCUCUCCAGGUGUGGAUGGGGCCACAGCCACCGGUGUCGGAGGAGAUACCAGAGGUGUGUCGGAGAGAGGUAAUCGCAUGGGAUGGACACGCAAAGGACGUGGCCGAUAAGGUGAUGGAGCUUCUCUCCGAAGGGCUAGGAUUGGAGCCCGGGAUGUUCAGGGAGCUGACAUUCUCAGAUGCCAGAACUCUAGUGGGACACUGUUACCCUCACUGCCCGCAACCCGACCUGACGCUGGGGAUCACAUCUCAUACAGAUCCUGGAAUUAUCACGGUAUUACUAACAAAUCGAGUUCCAGGGCUGCAGGUGAAGCACGAGGAUGACUGGACCGAUGUUGAUCCGGUUCCUGGAGGAUUGAUCAUCAAUAUAGGAGACUUCCUUCAGAUAGUCUCUAAUGGCGAGUACAAAAGCGUCCAGCACCGAGUCCUAGCUAACGGUAUGAAGGAGCCAAGGAUCUCGAUUGUUGAGUUCUUCAAUCUGACCAAGUGGAAGGAUUCGGACCAAUAUGGGCCUCUGCCCGAGCUGGUGUUCCCUGACAGACCAGCCAUUUACAGGGACUUCACGAAGCAAGAGUUCCUCGAUAAUUUCUACAGCAAGGGCCUCGACAACAAAUCAUUGAUCGACAGGAUCAAAGUAUAAAGAUAUGCACACACUAUAUUUUAUGUUUUAAUAGCAUGUUAUAUGAUCUUAUAUCAUCAUCAUUUUCAAUGCACUGGCUAUUGAGUGUACCCUACUAUCCCUUCCAUCGAAUCUAUUCAGCCCAUCUUUUACAUAA